UCUCUCUCUCUCUCUCUCUGAAUCAAUGCGGGGUAUAGUGAGAAGAAACCUAAACCUAGUGAAUCUAUGCUUCACAAACUUCAAAAGUUCUACUCCUAUUGCCUCAUCAACUCUUUACCAAUAUGAAGAAGAAGAGGAGAAAACAAAUAAUUUUCCAAAAACAUUAAAUUCAUCGGACAUAGAGCCGCCACUGGCAGCCAUUGAUCACUCCGACCUUGCCACUGUUUUCUCCUCGGAGAGAUUCUUUUUCUCCUCUCCCGGCCGAACAAGCUCUAUAAUGGACUCUUCCUUUCCCUUCAUGUUACCGGCCACAUCUUCAGAUUCACCUGUACUGGACCCGACAGGAGGACUGGAUGGUACUGUCAUAGGAGGCGGCGUGGCCGUGUCCACUUUCUCGGAGCAUCCAUAUAUGGAUUUCCGGCGAUCCAUGGAAGAGAUGGUGGUGGCCGGAAACCUGUUUGAUGUCAGGUCUAAUUGGGAAUACUUGCACGAGCUCCUCCUCUAUUAUCUUGUUCUCAAUUCCAAACCCACCCACCAUUUUAUCGUCCAUGCUUUCUCCGAUUUGCUCGCCAAUCUCACUUAUACCGGAGAAUCUAGAUCAUAAAAUGGGUUUAAUUUGUUAUUAGUAAUGUUGGAAAAUCCGACGUAAUAGACCAA
Molecule: messenger RNA, 657 nt
Organism: Impatiens glandulifera
Lineage: Eukaryota; Viridiplantae; Streptophyta; Magnoliopsida; Ericales; Balsaminaceae
Product: transcription repressor OFP12-like
Exons: 2
Coding region: 26-604 (192 amino acids)
Biological process (GO): negative regulation of DNA-templated transcription
Source: RefSeq, a predicted model, not a curated record